GACUCCUUUUCACUCGAACCCCACCAAAAAAAAAAACAAGAAAGACAUAAUGGGAUCGACGGAGAUAAUUCCGGCGAGAGUUUCCGACGACGAUGAAACCCACCUCUUCGCCAUGCAGCUCGUGAGCGCCUCCGUCUUGCCAAUGGUUCUGAAUUCGGCCGUUGAGCUCGACUUGCUCGAGAUCAUGGCCAAGAACGUCGGUUUCUCCGGCCAGAUGUCGCCUUCGGACAUAGCUUCUCAUCUUCCGACAAACAACCCCGACGCUCCCGUCAUGCUCGACCGUAUGCUCCGGUUGCUCGCCGCGUACUCCGUACUCACCUGCUCCGUCCGCACGCUUCCCGACGGCGGCGGCGUGGAGAGGGUGUACGGACUCGGGCCUGUCUGCAAGUACUUGAUCAAGAACGAAGACGGCGUCUCUCUCGCUCCUCUCUGUCUCAUGAACCAUGACCGCGUCAUGAUGGAGAGUUGGUACCAUUUGAAAGAUGCGGUUCUUGAAGGUGGAAUCCCAUUCCAAAGGGCAUUCAAGAAAACAUUUUUCGAGUAUAUGGGGACAGACCCAAGAUUCAACAAAGUAUUCAACAGCGGACUGUCGAGCCACUCAUCCAUCGUGGUCAAGAAGAUUGUCGAAACCUACAAAGGGUUCGAGGGCUUGACCACGGUGGUCGACGUCGGCGGUGGGACCGGAGCCACUCUCAACAUGAUUGUCUCUAAGCACCCGAACAUUAAAGGCAUCAACUUUGAUCUCCCUCACGUCAUCGACGGCGCUCCUUCUUAUCCCGGGAUCGAACAUGUCGGAGGAGAUAUGUUCGCUAGCGUUCCGACAGGAGAUGCAAUUUUCUUGAAGGGGAUAACUCACGACUGGAACGACGAGCAGUGCGUAAAACUGUUAAAGAACUGUUACGAAUCGCUUCCGGACAGCGGGAAAGUGAUACUGGCGGAGUGGAUACUUCCUGUCGUGCCAAACCCUAGCGCCUCGAACAGGCUAGUGGUCGACAUAGAUUGCUACAUGUUGGCUUUGGAUCCGGGGAAAGAAAGAACCGAGGAUGAAUUCAGGGCCUUGGCCGAAGGAGCAGGCUUCCAGGGAUUCCAAGUUGUUUGCAAGGCCUUCACCCACCAUAUUAUCGAGUUCCUCAAGAGGAUAUGAAGAAGACUUUUGCUGAUAUAAAUGGAUGAGCUCGCUAUCUUCUUCUUUCUUUGUGUCCAUCUUACGAGUUUCGAUGUUUCUUUCUGUCUUCUGAGAUUGCCCCAGUUGCUUUGGUGCUGCCAUAUGACGUCAUCAAUAUUUUGGAUGUGUUUGAGAUGAAUAAGAAUCUCGUCUUUGGAUAUA
This is a messenger RNA of Tarenaya hassleriana, 1327 nucleotides long. Its product is annotated as caffeic acid 3-O-methyltransferase-like. Gene Ontology annotation, biological process: methylation. The coding region runs from base 50 to 1144 and encodes 364 amino acids. Gene Ontology annotation, molecular function: O-methyltransferase activity; protein dimerization activity; S-adenosylmethionine-dependent methyltransferase activity. The transcript has 3 exons. The record is from RefSeq and is a predicted model, not a curated record. NCBI's taxonomy places the organism in Eukaryota, Viridiplantae, Streptophyta, Magnoliopsida, Brassicales, Cleomaceae.